Pristis pectinata (smalltooth sawfish) is the source of this 5236-nucleotide messenger RNA. It is a transcript of the gene gps1, whose product is annotated as G protein pathway suppressor 1. Gene Ontology annotation, cellular component: COP9 signalosome. Bases 143 to 1918 code for a protein of 591 amino acids. The record is from RefSeq and is a predicted model, not a curated record. The transcript has 14 exons. NCBI's taxonomy places the organism in Eukaryota, Metazoa, Chordata, Chondrichthyes, Rhinopristiformes, Pristidae.
AGGCCCUUUCUCUUUAACGCGAGUCCGAAGAGGUCUGGCUGGUUUUGCAAACUGGUGCCAGCUAUGUCCCCUUUCUGCUGCAGUGCUGGAGUAAGUCCUGGACCCCCCAGGUGAGGUUCCAGCCCGUUUCUCCUCCUGGAAGAUGCUUCUAUCCUGGCUUGCAUUGCCAAACCUUUUAGAGGACUGUCUGAACGGUUGUUCGGAGAGCUGCAGAUCCUGGCGUCCCCACUGUUGGAGCCCCACCAGGAGCAGAAGUGAAGUGCAGAGAGUCAAACAGAGCAGGAAACAGAGUUUACUGUUUGCAGAGCCGCGUAAACGCAUCCUCUGUGCUCAGCCCGAGCCCCCGGGGGCGAAGGAGCUGCACUGCGGCAGGUCCAAAACCGGUCCCAUGUCUGAUCGGACCUUGGACUGCCUUCCACCACUCUUAAACAAUCUGCUGUCACAACCUCCCACUCCUGCUGAGGCUAGCUCGUUGGCAGCAGUGUUUGUUUCCAAUUCAGAGGAUCAAGAAGCAGACAGCCAGCGAACAAGAGUACACAAGCUCCGGGGAGCAGUGGAACCAAUGCAGAUAGAUGCUGACCCUCAGGAUGAUCAGCAGAAUGCACCCGACACAAACUACGUGGUGGAAAAUCCCACACUGGAUCUGGAGCAAUAUGCAGCCAGUUACAGUGGUUUGAUGCGAAUUGAGAGGCUUCUGUUUAUUGCAGAGCACUGUCCGCAGCUACGCAUUGAAGCCCUGAAGAUGGCACUGUCCUUUGUUCAGAGAACAUUUAAUGUAGAUAUGUAUGAAGAAAUCCAUCGCAAGUUGACAGAAGCCACAAGGGAAACUCAGGGUGUACCAGAUACAGUGCCAGAGUCAGGUCUGGAGCCCCCUACACUGGACACAGCUUGGGCAGAGUCUACACGGAAGAAAGCUUUGCUGAAACUGGAGAAACUAGACACAGAUCUAAAGAAUUACAAGGGAAAUUCUAUCAAAGAAAGCAUCAGGAGAGGGCAUGAUGACCUCGGUGAUCACUACCUAGACUGUGGAGAUCUUAGUAAUGCACUGAAAUGUUACUCACGAGCCAGAGACUAUUGCACAAGUGCAAAGCACGUCAUCAACAUGUGUUUGAAUGUCAUCAAGGUCAGUAUCUACCUCCAAAAUUGGUCCCAUGUUCUCAGUUAUGUAAGCAAAGCAGAGUCUACUCCAGAGAUUGCAGAGCAAAGAGGUGAGAGGGACAGUCAGAAUCAAGCCGUACUGACCAAGUUGAAAUGUGCAGCAGGCUUAGCAGAGUUAGCAACACGAAAAUACAAGCAAGCAGCCAAAUGCUUCUUACUGGCUUCUUUUGAUCACUGUGACUUUCCUGAGCUGCUGUCUCCCAGCAAUGUAGCAGUUUAUGGAGGACUUUGUGCACUGGCCACUUUUGAUAGGCAAGAACUUCAAAGGAAUGUCAUCUCCAGCAGCUCUUUUAAGUUAUUUCUUGAAUUGGAGCCACAAGUGCGAGAUAUCAUCUUCAAGUUUUAUGAGUCAAAAUAUGCUUCCUGUUUGAAAAUGCUAGAUGAAAUGAAGGACAACCUUCUGCUGGAUAUGUACCUAGCUCCACAUGUUAAGACACUCUACACACAAAUCAGGAACAGAGCCCUUAUUCAGUAUUUCAGCCCAUAUGUUUCUGCUGACAUGAACAAGAUGGCUAUUUCUUUCAACACCACAGUUGGUGCACUGGAGGAUGAGCUGACGCAUCUUAUCCUGGAAGGAUUAAUCAAUGGUAGAAUUGAUUCACAUAGCAAGAUUCUGUACGCUAGGGAUGUAGAUCAACGCAGCACAACAUUUGAAAAGUCUUUGCAGAUGGGCAAAGAGUUCCAAAGAAGAGCAAAAGCCAUGAUACUCCGAGCUGCUAUUCUGCGCAAUCAAAUCCACGUUAAGGUACUUGGGCAUUAAAUGAUAACUCUUUCAAGUCCCCUCCAAGAGAAGGAAGCCAAGGUGAACUUAAUUCUGCAAACAGUCAAACUCGAAUGAGCACCAACAUGUAAAGAAAUAAAGACCCUGUUAAAGAAGAACCAGUGCUGUGUGCUUUGCCUUCCACAGUUCUUCAACCAAGAACUGCUUUUUUGGCUUUAAAGAAAUUCAAACAAUUGUAGAAGUGAACCUCUAUCCUGCUGUUUUUGGGGGCACGAAGAAAGUUUUGUUGUUUAAGUUAAACAAAAAAUCCUUUGGAUUAAAGAAGAUGAUGAACUGUGUGCUACGGGAUCUGAAUCUUUAUUAAAAACAUUUUUUAAUUAUUUUCAGGAUCCUAAUUGUGAUAUGUGGGAGAGCACUCUGAACAGCCAAGGGGCAAGGUUUUAGUUUCUACAAAACUGUGAAAAGAGUGUUGGAAUAAUAAAUGGAGGAUAUUGUACCAGGGAAUGUGUUACUGUUAGCUGAAGAGUGAUAAAAGCCCAUGACUAUGGAAUAGAACAAAUAAGAGCGGGUUAUGGGAGCCUCUUGCACACGUAAGAGCAGUGACUAUCAGUGGUGCAAUAUUCUAUUCAUUCUAGAGGCAUUGUUGAAAAGUACUUUUAAAGAUUUGUCAUAAUGGUGUAAAAUAAUAAUUACACUGUUUUAUUAAAGUCCAUUGUUCAAUUUUUAUUUUAUUCUUUUCCGUUGUCACGUUUUUCCUUCAGCCGUGCCAUAAAUUCUUGUAUUGAGGCAUUUUGUGCUGCUUUGAAAUUGGUUGAUGAAAUAUGUACUUACAUAAUUAGACUUGGAAACGCAUUUCCUUUAUCGCUUGCAGCCCCUCCACCACCCCACCUCUCCCCACCACCACACUGGCAUGCUACAGUUACCUAGUGGUGUUCCUUAGCCUAAUGAGAAUUGAUAUACCAAGUUCAAGCAUUGUCAAACCUAGCAUUCAAGUAUAAAACUAUAUCGUUUCCCAGUAAUUGACUGCUGUAGUGUCAGUUGUGUCCUGAAUUAUCAAUUUGAAUUUCAUUGACCGAGUUUAUAAUACUUUCCAACAAUGCCUAUGGAUAGGAAUGUUCCCUUUUGUCAUUAUCCUAAAUGUUUUUGACUGGUGUCUCUAAUUUUCCCAUGAAAAUGUAUGAUGUCAUAGUUGAUGAUCAGUAAUUGGUUGUUAGAUUGCUGCAGUAAUUGUUGGCUCAAUCUUAAGAGUAUUAAAAAAAAGAAUAGUAUGAAUUCAUCAUUAGUUUAAACUUUAAUGCUCUGUAUGUAUGAUACAAAUUCUUCAACUCUGGCAUCACUCCCAAGCAACAUUCAAAAUAAAAGUAUGGUUUAUUUUAUUUAAUAAAAGAAAAUUUAAUUACAAUUUUUCAAUAGUAGUAAAACACAAAAAUAGAAAUAUACAGAUUAUAUGGAGUGAGUGUCUUACUAUUAGCAGUGAGUUACAGGUUUUUUUUACAAUUGUGACAGAUGGUAACAUGAGCGUUCUGGUGGGACUUGAGUUGCUUUAACGCGAGUAAAACUCUUGGAAUUCAUUGUUACAUAUGAGAAAUGUGGUUUCUUCUUUGGGUGUGCUUAGCCUUGUGGAAUCUCAUGCUUUUCAAAUUACUCUUGAAGCACUACAAUAGCAAGUAAUUGUUUUCAGUUUUGACUCUUGUAAAUUGUCUUUGAAACACAAUAAGCACAUCACCAGCAAGGAGGAAAGCUUUGUCCCCUGAUCUUUUAACUGUUCUGUUUAUGGGCAAUACAGUGACUAGUUUCACAUUUUUUGUUCCUGUAUGUUCCUUUUUAAUUGUGAUGAGGACAGACUCAUUGUCAUGUCAGAAUAAAAGAAAUGGUAUUUCUUAUUAAUCUGUAAUACAUUACACAUCAACAAUACAAUGUUUUCCACACCAAUUUAGAAACAGGUUUUAUAAUUAUACAUAGUACAUCAUUAUAAUUAAACAGUUACUAAGGCCUGGUUACCACCUUUAAAACUGGAACAUUUGUCUUAACAUCAGUUUACUUGACCAAAAAACUGGACAAAAAAGCAAAUAUAUGCCCUAUAACAGUUAUCUUGAUGAUUCCCAGCUAUUGAGUUACAACUACUGUUGAUAGGACUAAGUAAUGGAUAAUGUACUGUUUUGCUUUCCUCCCACUGUGUUGGGAGAUAAAAUCCUCAUCUCUUGCAUGUAGGAAUGUAACAGUGCCAUUCUUGGAUUUAAAUUGACCCCUUCUCAUAUAGGAAAUAGAAGUAGCUUUCUCUCUUUUCCAUUCAGCCAAAGUUAUAAUUAUGUCAAGUUACACAUUCUAUAUAGUGUAAAUUGACAAAAGUGUAAAUUUGAGCUCUACGGUCUAAAUUUUCAACUCCGUUACAGCUAUUUGAGUUGAUUGUCGGCAGCAUAAGUUCUUCACUGCACAGAGAUAUAAUUAAUUCCCAUGUAGUUUUGGAUGAAUAUUUAAUAUACAUACAGAUGUCCUGUUGAUAAACCAGGAAACAGUUUGAAAGAUGAGCAGAAAUGCAUUGACAAAACGUGACUGUUUCUUUUUGAGGCUUUCUAUUUAACAUUUUUUUUUGUUGAUCGUACAGAAAAAUCAGUUAAUUUGGGUGAAAGCCAGUGUUACUUGAGGCUUCUUGCAAAACUACUAAAAUCAGCCCCAUCUCUUUUGAAAUUUAACAUAGGACCUUCAAGUAUUUGGUAUGAUUUUGGUUAUAUUUUCUUAUAUAUUAGUGCACGAUAUUUAAAAUGUAUGAGUGUUUACAUUGGGAGUAUUUUGAGUUUGUUUUUAAACAGAUCAAACAAAUAUAAAGCCAGAUUUACCUCACUAUCACGUGUUUAUCCUUUGUCCCAGUUCUUCCAUUACUCACCCUAUAGGUGUUAUGGUGUACUACUCUCAGAUUUCGCCUUCCCUGCAUGGAAUCUGCUGAGGCACACAUUGCUCUUAUGAACAUUUGGUAAGUUUCAAUGACCCAUGCACGUAGAUUAUACCAGGUUCAUAAUUAUAAAAUUCCUAGUAGAAAAAUAUUGUCAAUGCUUGAGUAUAUUCAAUUAGUAAAUUCAAAGAUAUUUUCUUUGAAAUUUCUUUGAACAUUCCUGUUAAUUUAUUGGUUUAGGCCUGCAAGUUCCAUGAUUAUGGCAGAAAGUUAUUUUAAAAUCUUCCAUUAAAUUUUAGUACGAGGAAUUAUGCAUCAGAAAGUCUUACUGAUAUUUGACUGAAUUUCCUGAUAGAUAUUGAAACAUGAAUAAAAAUGUAAAAAUGGAUAUUUAACAAACUGACCAAAUAAAUAUGGCCAGGAACUAAUUGGCCCAGCUUUUUUUUAAAUGUGUACUUAUCUCCUAC